Messenger RNA from Cottoperca gobio, 2558 nucleotides. It is a transcript of the gene mpp4b, whose product is annotated as MAGUK p55 scaffold protein 4b. Lineage: Eukaryota; Metazoa; Chordata; Actinopteri; Perciformes; Bovichtidae. The coding region runs from base 60 to 1952 and encodes 630 amino acids. Gene Ontology annotation, molecular function: protein binding. The transcript has 21 exons. The record is from RefSeq and is a predicted model, not a curated record.
UUUCCAGGUUUUUGUAAGCGGCAGGCGGUUGGAGGUCAAAGGUCGGGGGUCCAGUGACCAUGAGGCAGGCGGUGGCGGCUCAGGUGUUAACCCCCCACUGUGAACUAGGAGAACACGGCCUGCGUCAGAUCCUGACUGAUGUGAUUGAGGAGGUGAGGCAGUCGGUGAAUCAGGACAUUGACGGAGCGGAGGUCCUCCACUGUCUGCUGAACGCCCCCUGGCUGCAGUCGCUGAUCAAGGUGUAUGAGUGUCUCCAGAGGUUCCUGAGAGGUUCCCCAGCUCCAGCUCUGGACUACGCUUCAGGACUUUCUCUUCAGUUGCUGAUCGACAUCAGAGCGCUGCCGGGCUGCUCUGAGGAGGCCAAAGAGCUCUACCGCAUCCUGAGACAGCCACACCUGCAGGCUCUGCUCUCAGCUCAUGAUACGGUGGCCCAGAAGGACUAUGAGCCGGUGCUGCCACCGAUGCCAGACGACCUGCCGGAUGAGGAGGAGGCCACCAGGAUCGUCUGCCUGGUGAAGAACAAACAGCCGCUGGGAGCGACGAUAAAGAGAAACGAGACCACGGGGGAGAUUUUUGUCGCUCGGGUGAUUCAUGGAGGGCUGGCUGAUCGAAGUGGUCUGCUCCAUGCAGGGGACAGGAUCAUAGAGGUGAAUGGUUUUCCUGUGGAUGGGAUGGAACCUGAGCAAGUCAUCCAAGUUGUGCAAGUGAGGUCACAGGGCACCAUCAUGUUCAAGGUCAUUCCCAUCACAGAGAGGCCGGUCCACAACCAGACGAUGCUGUACGUGCGCGCCAUGGCCGACUACAGCCCCCAGCAGGACCCUUCCAUCCCCUGCGCCGACGCAGGUAUGAGCUUCAGGAAAGGUGACGUGCUGGAGAUUGUGGACCAGACGGACGCCCUCUGGUGGCAGGCCAAGAAACUGCCCAGCAACACGGCCUGCGCCGGCCUCAUCCCCUCCACCAACCUGCUGAAGCGGAAGCAGAGGGACUUCUGGUGGUCUCAGCCUUAUCAGCCACAUGCCUGCUUACACACCUUGAGCACUGUAGAGGAAGAGGAAGACAUGAUGGCCAUCGAUGACAAAUGUGUCGAAGCAGACGAGGAGGCGUUUGAAUCUGAGGAGCUCAGAGAAGAUGAGGAUCAUUUCUGCAGCAACGCUGAAGGGAUCUACCUCGUGGGCUUCAGGCGCAGCAUGCGUCUGUGUCGGCGGCGGAGUCACAGCACCACCCAGCCGUCCUGCCACAUCCGCUGCCCCAGCAGCUGCUUCAGCGCCCUCAACAGCCCCUACGAGGAGGUGGUGCGCUACCAGCGCCACCCACAGGACGCACACCGCCUCAUCGUCCUCUUAGGGGCGUCCGGUGUGGGUGUGAAUGAACUUCGGAGGCGCUUGAUUGACAUUAACCCCAACAUCUUCCAGGGAGCUUUACCUCACACCACAAGAGCACCCAGAGGAUACGAGGAGGCUGGCAGAGAAUAUAACUUCAUCAGCAGAGAAUUGUUCGACCACAUGAUUUAUAACAACAGGUUUCUGGAGUACGGGGAGUACAAAGGGAGUCUGUACGGCACCAGCGUCGAGUCUGUGAGGGACGUUUUAAACAGCGGAAAGAUCUGCGUCAUGGACAUCGAGCCAAACGCCAUUCAGGCAGUGAGGACCCACGAGCUGAAGGCUUACAUCAUCUACGUGAAGCCUCCGCCACAGGAGCGCCUCAAGGAGACCAGACAGGACUCGUACAUCACCACCAACUACUACGUCAACCGACCGUUCAAAGAUGAAGACUUCCAGGAGAUUGAAGAAGCCGCCCGGAAGAUCGAGUCUCACUUCUGUCAGUUCUUUGACCUCGUGAUCGUCAACGAUGAGCUGCAGGACUCCUGCGUCCAGAUGCUGACGGCGGUGAGGAAGGCGCAGGACGAGCCUCAGUGGGUCCCGGCCAGCUGGAUACGACCCAUCACCACGUAAGAGAGGGCGGAGGAUGGAGGUGGAGGCGAAGGGGACACGAGAAAUGUGAUCCCUAUUAUCAUGGCAGCAAUUUUUAUCUUUAUUUUUACAGAUUCCUCACUGUACAAUCUUAACAUGUAAAUCAAUGUUCAUGAUUUAGGGGAGUAGGGUAUUGUUGUUACUUGUGUGCUUCUUAAACGAUAAACGAUAAACGAUAAACGAUAAAGAUGGAGCUGGAGCUCAAAGAAAUCCCUGGAAUUAUUAACUAGUAGUUAAAACAACUUAAGUGCAUCUUUGUCUCUGCUUUUGGGAGCAACACAAAUGACAGAUUUUCUAAAUUGAGCAGAACAUCGAGGCCAUAUCUCUCUCUGAGUGUUAUUAUGAUUAUUGUUAUCGGUUUCUUUCUUGCCCUGCUCCCCGCUCUUUUACACAGACCUGCAAUAAAGAAUGUGAUAUUUUUCCAUUUAAUGUUUACAUAUUAGAAAGAAAAGUGGUUUAUUGGUAUAUGUUUUGUUUUACAUUUGGAAUUGUGUCAUUUAUUUGGUGGUAUAGCCUAAAAUAUGUCACUGCAUGCCAAAAAAGAUUUACUAAACAUUAAAAGACGCUGUGUUUGACACAAUAAUUACA